Messenger RNA from Lipotes vexillifer (Yangtze River dolphin), 4008 nucleotides. It is a transcript of the gene CLSPN, whose product is annotated as claspin. The transcript has 25 exons. Gene Ontology annotation, biological process: activation of protein kinase activity; mitotic DNA replication checkpoint signaling; mitotic G2 DNA damage checkpoint signaling. Gene Ontology annotation, molecular function: anaphase-promoting complex binding. The coding region runs from base 1 to 4008 and encodes 1335 amino acids. NCBI's taxonomy places the organism in Eukaryota, Metazoa, Chordata, Mammalia, Artiodactyla, Lipotidae. The record is from RefSeq and is a predicted model, not a curated record.
AUGACGGGAGAAGUGGUUUCCGAGGUUUACCUAGAAAUCAAUGAUUCAAAACUCAUUUCACAAGAAGAAGCAGAUAGUCCUUCAGACAGUGGACAGGGCAGCUGUGAAACAGUUGGGCUCUUGAGUGAACAAGAUUCAGAUGAAGAGAUAUUUGUGAGUAAGAAAUUGAAAAGCAGGAAGGUGCUACAAGAGAGUGAUUCUGAACAAGAGGGCACAAAUGCCUCUCCAGAGAAAACUACCUAUGACGAUAUAGAGGAGGAAGAUAAGGAGAACUUACAUGCUGGAAAAAAUGGAAAAGUCAGAAGGAUUUACAGAACUCUGGUGAACAGUGAUGAGAGUGACAUCGAGGAGUCUUUGUGUCAGGAAAAUCUUGAAACCCUAGUGACACCUUGCUUAGAGCUGAGUCUCCAACCUGAAAACUCUAUGGAUUUUACAGUUGACAGAAAGAUUUCCAAAAAACCCAUACAUGAUAAAGAAGGAAUUGGAGGAAAAGCAAAAGUAAAAUCAAAGCGAAGACUCAAGAAAGAGGAGAGAAAGAUGGAAAAAAUUAAGCAGCUGAAAAAGAAGGAAACAAAAAAUGAGGAAGAUGAUGUGAAACAGCUAUUUAAUGACAGUGGAUGUCUACUUGUGGAUAAAGACCUUUUUGAAACUGGGUUGGAGGAGGAAAAUAACUCUCCAUUAGAAGAUGAAGAGUCAUUAGAAUCAAUAAGGGAAGCUGUGAAAAACAAAGUAAAAAAGCACAAGAGAAAGGAACCAUCUUUGGAGAGUGAGGUCUAUUCAUUUGAAGAAGAAACUGAGUUAUCAAAAGGCACCACGAGGAAGGAAAGAAAGGCGGCCAAGUUAAGUAAGGAAGCAUUAAAAAAAUUGCAUAGUGAGACUCAGCGCCUUAUUCGAGAGUCUGCACUUAAUCUUCCAUAUCAUAUGCCUGAGAAUAAAACUGUUCAUGAAUUCUUCAAACGUAAACCCCGGCCCACUUGCCAGGGAAAUGCCAUGGCACUGCUGAAGUCAUCUAAGUAUCAGGCAAGCCAUCACAAAGAAAUCACAGACACUGAAAAUACAACUGAGGUAAAUAGUGACCACCAUAGCAAAGAUUCUGAGCAGACAACAGGUGCAGGAUAUGAAAUGGAAAUUAAUGCACUCCCUGCAGUUUCAAAGGAACCCCAGGUCACUACUGGAUCAGAUGAGUCUUGCAGUAAGAAUUUGACAGGAAGUGAAGAGCUAGAAAUUCCCGAGAAACAGGAGCAGAGUGAUGCUAGACCUUCACCUGGGGACAUCUCGGUGGCACAACAGGAAUGCAGCUUCCUUGGGAAUAAGGACAGUGAGGAGUAUCAUGCUGGAGGGCUUGUGGCACCUGAACCUUGUGCCCUGGAGGAAGAAGAAGGCCUGAAAAAAACAGAAGAAGCAGAUGAGAAGGUGGAAGAGCCCAGCCAGCAAACUAAAUCAGCAGCAGUGGUGCCACCUGAAAAAGUGAGGAGGUUCACUGUGGAUAGACUGAAGCAACUGGGAGUAGAUGUUUUCGUUCAGCCUCGGCUGGGUGCUGACAAAGAUUCUUUUGUGAUACUUGAAGAACCUGAAACCAACAGAGAACUGGAAGCCUUGAAGCAGCGUUUCUGGAAGCAUGCUAAUCCAGCAGCCAAACCCAGGGCUGCUCAGGUGAAUGUGAACAUCAUAGUGAAAGAUGUGGGCCCUGAUGGAAAGGAAGAGCUCAAGGCAGAUAUGGUACCUGUGACUUUGGCAGCUGAGAAGCUGGAUGGAGCAAGCCACACAAAACCAGGGGAAAAGCUUCAGGUGCUGAAAGCUAAGCUGCAAGAAGCAAUGAAACUCCGAAGGUCUGAGGAGCGCCAAAAGCGCCAAGCAUUACUUAAGUUAGAUAAUGAAGAUGGAUUUGAAGAAGAGGAGGAGGAGGAGGAAGAAAUGACGGAUCAGUCCGAGGAAGACGGAGAAGAGGAGGGAGAGGAAGCUUUGGAGGAGGAAGAGGCGAAAGAGGAGGAAGAGGAGGAAGAAGGCAAUCAGGAGAUUGCAGAAUUCCUUCUCGGUAGUGAAGAAAUAGAAACCAAAGAUGAGAAAGAAAUGGAUAAAGAAAACAAUGAUGGCAAUGGUGAAAUUGGCAAGUCAGUUGGCCUUCUUUCUGUCCCCAAGCCUCUGUUGUCAGAUUCUACCUUCCUUCUAUUUAAGGACAACUCUUCCAAGAUGGGUUACUCUGCUAGUGAAGAAAAAUCAGAAAUAGAUGAAAACUCAGGCAAAAGACCUAGCAAACUAGAUGAAGAUGAUUCAUGCUCAUUACUGACAAAGGAGAGCAGCCACAAUAGCAGCUUUGAGCUGAUAGGCUCCACAAUUCCAUCCUAUCAGCCUUGCAACAGACAAACAGGCCGUGGGACCAGUCUUUUCCCUACGGCAGGAGGAUUCAGAUCUCCUUCCCCUGGACUAUUUCGAGCCAGUUUGGUCAGCUCAGCUUCUAAGAGUUCAGGAAAGCUGUCUGAGCCUUCACUUCCCAUAGAGGAUUCCCAGGAUCUGUAUAACGCCUCCCCAGAGCCUAAGACACUUUUCCUAGGAGCAGGAGACUUCCAGUUCUGUUUAGAAGAUGACACUCAGAGCCAACUGUUGGAUGCAGAUGGGUUCUUAAAUGUUAGAAACCACAGAAAUCAGUACCAAGCUUUGAAGCCUCGAUUGCCAUUGGCCAGUAUGGAUGAGAAUGCCAUGGACGCCAACAUGGAUGAGCUGUUGGAUUUGUGUACGGGAAAGUUCACAUCUCAGGCUGAAAAACCUCUGUCCAGGAAGAGCGACAAGAAAGAAAACAUGGAGGAACUUCUGGAUCUUUGUUCAGGAAAAUUUACUUCUCAGGAUGUCUCUACUCUGGCUCCAUCAGAGUUAAAUAAGCAGGAGAAGGAGAACAGUCUGGGUGAUCCAAUGGAAGAAGCACUUGCUCUUUGCUCAGGCUCUUUCCCAACAGACAGGGAAGAAGAAGGUGAAGAGGAGGAAUUUGGAGACUUUCAGCUUGUCCCAAAUGAUAAUGAGUUUGAUAGUGAUGAGGAUGAACACAGUGACUCUGACAAUGAAGACCCAGCACUAGAAGACCAUGAAGAUAAUGAUGAGGAAGACCUCCUGCAGCAAUCCGAGAAGUUGAAAAGGCAAAUGAGAUUGAAGAAAUACCUGGAGGAUGAGGCAGAGGUGUCAGGGAGUGACGUGGGAAGUGAAGAUGAGUAUGAUGGGGAAGAGCUUGAUGAAUAUGAAGAGGAUGUAAUUGAUGAAUUACUUCCUUCUGAUGAGGAACUGCAGAGUCAAAUCAAGAAAAUACACAUGAAAACAAUGUUGGAUGAUGAUAAGCGACAGUUACGUUUGUACCAAGAAAGGUACCUUGCUGAUGGGGACCUGCACAGUGAUGGUCCUGGACGAAUGAGGAAAUUCCGAUGGAAGAACAUAGAUGAUGCUUCCCAGAUGGACUUGUUCCACAGAGACUCUGAUGAUGAUCAGACUGAAGAACAGCUUGAUGAGACAGAAGCCAGAUGGAGGAAGGAGCGAAUUGAACGAGAGCAGUGGCUUCGGGACCAGGCACAGCAGGGGAAAAUUGCAGCUGAAGAAGAGGACAUUGGGGAAGAUAGUCAGUUUAUGAUGCUGGCCAAGAAAGUUACAGCCAAAGCUCUGCAGAAGAAUGUCAGUCGCACUGUGGUUAUUCAAGAAUCAGAGUCUUUAUUCAGAAAUCCUUUUGAAGCCACCAAACCGGGAAGUGACAACCAGCUGAAGACGGGCUCACUGCUAAACCAGCCCAAAGCUGUGCUUCAGAAACUGGCUGCCCUGUCUGACCUCAACCCUAGUGCUCCCCGAAAUUCAAGAAACUUUGUCUUCCACACACUUUCUCCUGUCAAGGCUGAGGCAGCAAAGGAAUCAUCUAAGCCUCGGGUAAGGAGAAGGGGUCUGUCUUUAAUGACAUCCCCUUCACCUAAGCGCCUCAAAACAGAUGAUAGCGCUUCAGGAUCGAAGCAAAGCAUCUUCAGAUACUUGGAAAGCUAA